ACUUAGCUCUCAACUUUUUCUUUCUCAAACAUCUCUUUCUCUUUCAAAAAGAACCAGCUAACUCAUGGAGAAAAUGAAGUUCAAAGAAAGCACACACAUAGAAAUAUGGGAUUCUGCCUCGAUAUGGCCAGAAAGAGACUAUAAGUGUAGCUUUUGCAAGAGAGAAUUCAGGUCUGCACAAGCUCUAGGUGGUCAUAUGAAUGUUCAUAGAAGGGAUAGGGCAAAACUCAGACUCUUACACUACUCUCCUUCACCUUCAUGUGAUAAUACUAAUUCAUCUCCGAAAAAACCUAACCAUAAUCCUAGCAUUUCAUCAGUGUCGUCUCCUAGGUUUAAUUUCACAGGGAGCUAUCUAAAGGGAGAUGUAGCUAAGAGUACUCUAAGUAAGAAAGUUUCUCUUGGAGUGAAGCAGCCACCAGAUUUUGUAAAGAGAAACAAUGAAAAUAGGGUUUGGAAAAAGAGAGAGUUCGUUACAUUGGACUUUAACAUGGGGUUGCUCCAAACUCAUGCAAAGGAGGAUAAUGUAGAUAUGGAUUUGGAUUUGGAACUCCGCCUUGGUUACUCUUAGUAUUAAAUUUUAUCUGAUUAUCGACUUCUUCUAUUUUUGCUCUUGGUUUAAAUUUCCAUUAGAUUAUCUUAUAAGCUUAGCUUUUUCUUCUC
Molecule: messenger RNA, 660 nt
Organism: Nicotiana tabacum (common tobacco)
Lineage: Eukaryota; Viridiplantae; Streptophyta; Magnoliopsida; Solanales; Solanaceae
Product: transcriptional regulator SUPERMAN-like
Source: RefSeq, a predicted model, not a curated record